CGGAGAGCCGAAUCCGUGAUCGCCUCGACGCCCCGCGACGCCGCUUCGACUUCUUCGACGUCGACGCCGCUGCCCAUUCGACGCCGCUGCCCCUUCUGCCCAUUGACACAUCGAAACCUGGCGCUGCUUUGAGGCUACCACUGGAGCUUCCAGCUUCUGCCACUGGCACAAUGGUGCUCCCCGACAAGAUACGGGUCGCCGCGAGGGCCGGCUACGUCGACAUCGUAUCAAAAUGGCUCGACGCCGACGCGGCGCACGACGUCAACGACGUGGCUGCGGCGGCUGAUGACCCGCGGGUCCGAGGCUGCGGCUUGUUGUUUUCGGCGCUCCAGUACCCCAUGCCCGGGCACGACGGCGAAAGCGCGGAGGCGAUGGUGAGCUACCUGGUGGCCCGGGGCGCGGACGUCCGGCAUCGCCCGCGCGGCACGGGGCCCACGCCGCUCCACAUGGCGUGCAGCCGGGCGUUGACCGGGGCGGUCCGCGACUUAGUGCGGGCGGGCGCGGACGUGAACGCGCCGUUCCUCCUCUCCCCGCUCUCCACCCCCUCUGUCCACGAUUUUCUCAUCCCUCCGCUCUCGAUGCUGUUCAACGAUUUUCUUCUGGAACUCGCGCAUGGUGAUAGCGACGAUCGCACGACCGGCGAAGUGCAGGAAGACAUGUACGCGUGCAUGUUGGAACUGCUGCGCGCCGGCGCGGCCAUUGACUUCUUCCAUCUUGCCGAGGGCGCUGGCGACCCCACCGCGCGAGGCCUCGAGGACGCGAUCAUGGAGCUCAUGCGAUCGGAAUACGCGGGCGAGGAUGCGGAGGACGCACCGCGCCUCAGCCACAUCUGCCCGCCUGGGGUAGAACCGGGCCAGCGGUUCCUCAUCGAGGACAGCGACGGCGAGGUUUAUGCUGUGGAAGUCCCGACGGGCAUACGGCCGGGCAUGCCGUUUCAAGCUCAUCCGAAGACGCUCGACAGCUUGAAUGAAUGCUUGGAGGUGGCGCGGGCGGUGCGAGCGAGCAUGUAUCCGUCGGCGUCGUCACGCCUGACGCCCUGGCGCCAGUACCUCCUGGCCCCGCGGCUCGAACUCCUGCGGCUCAGAUCGCUCGUCGGAGGUAACAGAGCCACGUCGAGGCUAAAGCGGCUGCCGUCGACCGCCGCGAGCAGCGACAGAACGCCGGCUCGGGCUGGCGGUCCUACGGCCGCGGCGACAGGGGCCCCGACCCGAUGCUCCCCGUGGACCGGACGCAAGUUCGACUGCACGACGCGCGCGGGCGUCCUAGACGCCCUCGCGCAGACAAAGCCGGAGCCGGCACCGACCGGCCGCAUCAUCCCGCCCCCGCGCCAAAGCUACAAGCAGCGGCCCCUGUCCGUCGCCGCGAUGCGCCAUAUCGAAUGGCUGAUGGCGCCUCAGACGCCCAGAGAGCUCGUCUGGAGGGUCCUGCAGUACUGGAAUCCGCUGGCGUAAGAAUGUAUGUACCCU
Molecule: messenger RNA, 1466 nt
Organism: Pelagomonas calceolata
Lineage: Eukaryota; Pelagophyceae; Pelagomonadales; Pelagomonadaceae
Source: the annotation of a GenBank genome assembly